AUGUCACUGCCUGUAGAUCCCUUGGGGCCAGCACGGAUGAGUCCUGAGGAUCUGGUGAGCCAGACACGGCAAGUUGUCCAAGGGCUGGAAGCCUUGAGAUUGGAGCAUCGUGGCUUGGCCGGGCGACUGCAGGAAGCCCUGACUGAGGCCGGGGCCAGUUCAGGGGAAGGGACCUUCCCAGGUCUGGAUCUGCUGAAGGAGAAACACCAUGCUCUUAGCCAGUCCCUGGAGGCCAUUGAGCUAGGUCUGGGAGAGGCUCAGGUGCUGCUAGCACUGUCCACACAUGUCGGGGCUCUGGAGGCUGAGAAGCAGCGGCUUCGAGCCCAAGCUCGGCGCCUGGCCCAGGAGAAUGCCUGGCUUCAGGAAGAGCUGGAGGAGACAAGGAAGAGGCUGCAGGCCAGUGAAGAGACUGUGGCCCAGCUCGAGGAGGAGAAGAGUCACCUCGAGUUCUUGGGCCAGCUGAGGCGCUAUGAUACCUUGGACGAUGAGAGCCACCAGGAAGGCACCAAGGAGAAGACAGAAGAACGUCGAGACAGCCUUACCUCUCUGUUCCCCAGUGAAGACAAGAAAAGUCACGAGGCAUUUGGUGCGGCAGCUGCCCAGCAAGGUGGCUAUGAGAUCCCGGCCCGCCUGAGGACAUUACACAACCUUGUUAUCCAGUAUGCAGGGCAGGGACGUUAUGAAGUGGCCGUACCCUUGUGCCGCCAGGCUCUGGAGGACCUGGAGCACACCUCUGGUCACUGCCACCCGGACGUGGCCACCAUGCUGAACAUCCUGGCCCUGGUGUACCGGGACCAGAACAAGUACAAAGAGGCCACAGAACUUCUCCAGGAUGCCCUGCAGAUCCGGGAACAGACACUGGGGCCCGAGCACCCAGCAGUGGCGGCCACCCUGAACAACCUAGCUGUGUUGUAUGGGAAACGGGGUCGCUAUCGCGAGGCAGAGCCCCUUUGCCAGAGGGCCCUGGAGAUCCGUGAGAAGGUCUUGGGCGCUGACCACCCAGAUGUAGCCAAACAGCUGAACAACCUGGCCUUGUUGUGUCAGAACCAGGGCAAGUUUGAGGAGGUGGAGAAGCAUUAUGGGCGGGCACUGGCCAUCUACGAAGCCUUGGGGGGCCCCGACGACCCUAACGUGGCCAAGACCAAGAACAAUCUGGCCUCAGCUUACCUGAAACAGAACAAGUAUGAACAGGCUGAAGAAUUGUACAAGGAGAUUCUCAGCAGGCAGGACCUCCCUGCCCCCCUGGGGAACCCUGUCAUUGGAGCCUCAGGGGACAAGGAACACCAGGUCCUGCGACGGAGUACCUCCUUUUCCAAGCUCCGAGAGUCAAUCCGACGAGGGAGUGAGAAGCUGGUAUCCCGCCUGCGGGGCGAGGGAUCCUCCGGGAUGAAGCGGGCUAUGUCCCUCAGCGUGCUCAACACUGAGGACCCCAGGGCCAGCAGGAUGCAGGUGUCGGGCAGCCAGCUGAGCCUGAUGCGACCGCUGAGCACCAGCACCCAAGAACUGGGCCUCCCUCUGGACCAGCAUUAGAGGCCAGGCCUGGCCACAGAAGCUUCUCAGGAAUAUGGCAGUGGGAUGGGGCAUCACAGAUCUGGCGUCAUCCUCUCCCCUUCCACCCUGCUCCAGUUUCUUCUGGCCCCUCCUCUGUCUAUAUUUAUUAUGUUUAUACGCACCUAGAGGCAUCCUCA
Messenger RNA from Trichosurus vulpecula (common brushtail), 1688 nucleotides. It is a transcript of the gene KLC3, whose product is annotated as kinesin light chain 3. The coding region runs from base 1 to 1530 and encodes 509 amino acids. The transcript has 12 exons. The record is from RefSeq and is a predicted model, not a curated record. Gene Ontology annotation, molecular function: kinesin binding. Gene Ontology annotation, cellular component: membrane-bounded organelle; kinesin complex; cytoplasm. Gene Ontology annotation, biological process: axo-dendritic transport. NCBI's taxonomy places the organism in Eukaryota, Metazoa, Chordata, Mammalia, Diprotodontia, Phalangeridae.